Paramacrobiotus metropolitanus is the source of this 1958-nucleotide messenger RNA. RefSeq lists its product as uncharacterized. The coding region runs from base 299 to 1549 and encodes 416 amino acids. The transcript has 5 exons. Gene Ontology annotation, biological process: cilium assembly. NCBI's taxonomy places the organism in Eukaryota, Metazoa, Tardigrada, Eutardigrada, Parachela, Macrobiotidae. The record is from RefSeq and is a predicted model, not a curated record. Gene Ontology annotation, cellular component: cilium.
UCGUAAUUAUAGAAUCAAAAUUUAGGAUCUACUCUCUUUAUCUAUUAGAAUCUGCAGGUGCUGGAAUAUGCACUUUUGAAUUGCAAGAAGAUAUAUUUGUGACUUAUCAGUUCUUACCACUUCGGAGUGCUUGUAAACAGAACUCCUGUUUUGAUCCGCAUCUUGCAUUCUUGGCAGUCAUAAUUAUGGAAAUGGGUUGACUUACUGUAAUUUGGAAUAACGCGCCUGUUGCCUCCUCUGAGUCCUUUCAGUGCAUUUCAAAAAUCAAGGUCCAGGGAUCUCUUAGUUCGCAUUCACCAUGUUGUGGGAACUUUUAGCCAGACAUAGUAAUCUCAUAUGGAUUUUAAUCCUCUUCGCCUUCGCCUUCUCCCCCUUUGCCUCCGAGUCGGAUGACAGCGUUUCCGACUCCGCUCCCAGCAGUCCCCCCAACACCACCGUUGCCGUGAAUGCCUCGGCCAACAGCACUUCCGAAGAAAUCGAUGAUGGCCACUGCGUCAGCGCGCAGGGAAAUUUCGCCCAGUUGAUCCGCAGCUACACGAAUUCCAGCCUGCUGGGGGAUGGUGAAUCCGCCGAGGACCGUUGUGACAGCGAUGCCAUGGCGGAGGCCACGGCUGAAGCCAACGCGUCUAUCCGGGAGAAAGCGCUGCGUUCGUUGCCCGUGGCGUCCACGCUCAGCCAGGUGAACAACGCGGAAUCCGUGCAGUUCAUGAAGUGGGCCGCGGAUUUCUUCCCGCGCCACUGGUCCGCUCCCACGAAGGAGCGCUUCCUGAAGAUUGUCGGCGUGACGCAGGAUGAUACGUGUACGUCGCAGCCUGAUCCGCUGGAUUUUUCCACAGGAUGGCAGGCGCGAUCGAUUUUAUAUUUAUAUCAAUCCAACAAGACCCGUUUGAGCUGCGCCAGUAUUUAUUCCAAAGACUCUGGUCAUUUGAGUGUUAUCCCUGGUUACCAACUCCAAGAUGUGCUCAACGACACCGCCAGUAACCAAGUGUGCACCGUCGUCUUCUUUUAUUCUGGCACUUGUCCCUACUGUUAUCGCGCAGCUCCUGUCAUGCAUUCGGCAGCCGUAUAUUUCCCGGAGAUUAGAUUUCUGGCUGUGGACACCGACAGAACCCCAGGGGUAGCCGGACACUAUGGAAUAAUGGGUGUUCCAGUGGUUGUACUCUUUUACGAGAAACGGUUUAUUACUGGCUGGACUAUCCCGAAAACCGAUGCUCGCGAUACUAUCCGAGCAUUCAUUAUGGCUUAUACUGAUGUAAAAUACAUUCCACACACGCAGAAUAUUACUGGAUUGAACGAAGGAAUACUGAGCCAUUUUGAAUUGAGGAAGCAGAACAGUUUGAUCUACAUGAUUUCCAACAUAAUCGUCUUGGCCGCCUUUGCCAUCAUAUUCUGGAAGCGAUACUUGCUGGAUGCCAUCAAAAAAGCAUUAGACCGGGCAGGUGUCAAUGACGAGCGACUGGUCUUGGGUGUCCAACAGCCGAAUCCUCUCGGCGAUCCCCAAAUCCCCGUUCCCCAAAUUGCGCCGGAAGUGCAGGACAAUGUGAACUGAAUCCUGGAGGAGUUGUGAUUAUUUUCCGGAAUGGAAAUGAGGCCGCUCGUUGUGGAGUGCCGACAACGGUGAAGCUGGGAAAUACUUCACCUCAAUCAUCACUUGUGUUUGAAAAUUGUCCUGUGAGUAAUUUCCAUUUCAUUACUGUGAAGGGUAAACGGAUGGCCCUUUUUUCCAUAACGAUUAUUGUUAUUUAUAGCUGAUGUAUACGCGCCGUUCUGCUGGCGUAGCGCACAACCUGUGAUGGUAUAGUAAUCGGUCUAUGUUAAGUUUUACAUGUACUUUGUAUUAAGAUUUGACUCUGCUUUGAAUGAGUCUCCGAAUGGUUUAGGAAUAUUCAUCAAAAGCAAACCGGCUUAUUUGUGCUUUAUUGUGAGAUAUUUAUGGAAACAACGUGCGGUUUUCUUGA